Plasmodium knowlesi strain H is the source of this 1206-nucleotide messenger RNA. RefSeq names its product conserved Plasmodium protein, unknown function. The record is from RefSeq and is a predicted model, not a curated record. The coding region runs from base 1 to 1206 and encodes 401 amino acids. Lineage: Eukaryota; Apicomplexa; Aconoidasida; Haemosporida; Plasmodiidae. The transcript has 2 exons.
AUGGGAAAAAUCGCCUGCACAAGUCAGGCAAAAACAUGCACCUCCACAAAAGAGUUGUUGGAAAUUUUACAAAAUGAUGAACUUCCCUCAGUGAUUAUGGACCAAGUGGGUACCUUCACACGUAUGAAGGAAAAGCAGAAUUUAUUGUAUGAAAGGAUCCUCUUUAAACCAACCAGUUUUUCCACUUUAUCUCAUUUUAUGGAGAUGAUAGAAAAGGAAAAUUUACGCAGAGAAUUUGAUAUGUACUUUUAUGAUGAGGACUUUCACAAAAUUAAAUUAAAUAGGGACCAAAAUAGAAAAGAACUUUUUAUAGACAUCAGAGGAGUUCAUCCAGAGAAGCACAAGUCACUGGGAGGAAUAUAUAACCCUGAUGGGUCAGUUAAAACCAAGUGCACAACAACCCAAUUGCUCCAAAAAUACAGUGUGGAAGCGCUACACUAUUAUAAUAUUCAAAGGUACGAACCAAACCAAGACCCCUCGUCUUUUCUCAUCGAUAAGAGAAGGUUAACAAAGGAGGAGUACAGGUACCAGUAUGUAUCCACCAUUUUGCCUUACAUAUGCUUCACCCUGAUGUUGUUCUUCCCGCACGCCCUCAUAUGUUUGUACAUUCCAUAUAUGAAGGAAAAGAAUGAAAAGCAGAGAAAAAUUUGUAAAUUUUUUCAAAUUAAGCAACAUGUACACAUGUAUAAGGACAUCAGACCGGAGCAUCUGCAAAACGUUAUUGAUAACAAUGUCAAGACACUGGUGUUUUUUUACAACAAUGAGAUUUUUAUGAAUAUGCGCAUGAAAUCUUUAAUGGUUGACUUGUCGAGAAUUUUAAAAAAAAAUUCUAUUCCCGUUAAUGUGGUCGGUGUCGAUACAGCUAAGCAUAACAUUCGCUAUGGUGUGGCCAAAGAUUUUGAGGAGGUUCUUUUUCCUGUGAUUUAUUUGAUUUGUCCAUACCACUAUGAUAAUGAUAGUGGUGUUUUUCGGAUUGAAGGCCCAUUAACCUUGGAGAGCAUCUGCUCGCAGAUCGCGCAAUUCGUGCACGUUCCGCGGAACGCCUUCAGCCAAAUGCGGGAUCUGACCCGCCUGAGCGACAACCUGCAGAAGUGCAUAUUCGAGCACGAAGUCAUGAACCAGAAGAAGGACCAAAUCUUGUACGACUACGGUACAGAGAUAGCUCACCUGUCUUGUCUGCACCUGAAUGGACAGGUGCCAUUUUGA